Molecule: messenger RNA, 1170 nt
Organism: Kickxella alabastrina
Lineage: Eukaryota; Fungi; Kickxellomycota; Kickxellomycetes; Kickxellales; Kickxellaceae
Product: purine nucleoside phosphorylase-like protein
Exons: 1
Coding region: 167-1093 (308 amino acids)
Biological process (GO): nucleoside metabolic process
Cellular component (GO): cytoplasm
Molecular function (GO): purine-nucleoside phosphorylase activity
Source: RefSeq, a predicted model, not a curated record
UCGAGCCCUGUAGCAUAAAAAAAGUAACUACCACUACGUAUAUAUUCCAGCAGGCUGGGCGCUCUCAUUAUCACUACUACAACUCUCUUUUCUCUUUUCAAAUUCCUGUUUUACAACCCACUCCAUAGCAUUAUCCUCGCACUAAAAAAUAAAUAGUAUCCACAAUAUGGCGAACCAGAUUCCGUACAAGACAUACGUACAGUCGGCUGAAUACAUCAAGACUCGGAUCAACGGCUUCCAGCCCGAAAUUGGAAUCAUCUGCGGCAGCGGGCUGAGCUGCCUGGCCGAAACAUUUGAGCGUACCAAGGCAGUGGUCAAGUACGACGAGAUCCCGGGCUUUGUGCGCAGCACUGUGGAGGGCCACCCAGGCCAGCUCGUCUUUGGCGACCUGGCGGGCAAGCGCGUGGUGUGCAUGCAGGGCCGGUUCCACUGCUACGAGGGAUACACCGUGCAACAGGCGACGUUCCCGGUACGCGUCAUGCACCUCCUGGGUGUGAGUGUCCUGCUGGUGACGAAUGCCGCCGGCGGCAUCAACCCCAACUACGAGGUCGGCGAUGUGACGUUGAUCGCCGACCACCUGUCGCUGCCGGGCAUUGCCGGUGCCAACGCCCUGAUCGGCGCUAACAUUGAAGAAUUCGGCCUGCGCUUCCCAUCUAUCUCGGACCUGUACACACCGCGCCUGCGCAAUAUCGCCGCGCGCAUCUACUUGACCAACCCCAGUUUGCGCGAGGACAAGGGGUUCCGCGUGCAUGAGGGCGUUUACGCAUGGUGCUACGGCCCGUGCUUUGAGUCUCGCGCCGAGCUGCGCGCGCUGAAGACGCUAGGCGCUGAUCUUGCGGGCAUGAGCACUGUGCCUGAGGCUGUAGUGGCCAAGCAUUGUGGCAUGGAGGUUCUGGCCAUGUCACUGGUCACCAAUAAGUGCGUUGACCGCAGGGAGCCCAGCUCUCUCGAUGUUGUGGCUGCAGAGCUUGCUGGCCAGCCCCUGGUUACUGUUGCAGAGCAGUUCCCGCACCAUGAGGAGGUCAUGGCUGCUGCUGCCGCGCGCACCCCUGUCAUCCAGGAGUUUGUACGGAGCAUUAUCAGGGACAUUUGAUCAAUUUAAUUAUUUUCAUUUUGAGGGUGUGUAUUAAAUAGUAUAUUUUUAUUUACAAUUACAAUACGAUAUAAAAU